This is a messenger RNA of Alternaria alternata, 1412 nucleotides long. Its product is annotated as citrinin biosynthesis oxydoreductase CtnB. Gene Ontology annotation, biological process: secondary metabolite biosynthetic process. Gene Ontology annotation, cellular component: cytoplasm; nucleus. The coding region runs from base 390 to 1250 and encodes 286 amino acids. The record is from RefSeq and is a predicted model, not a curated record. The transcript has a single exon. NCBI's taxonomy places the organism in Eukaryota, Fungi, Ascomycota, Dothideomycetes, Pleosporales, Pleosporaceae.
AUUAAACCUUCACCGCAACACUCUUUUUCCAUCGUAGAUCGUCAAGACUUAUAGGAGGCUCUAGUCUGGGCAUUUACAGGCUUUGGACAGCGCUGCACACCAUGGGUGUCUCAUACCUGGCACCAUAGUUAUAUGCAGGGUCAGCGGUAGUACGCCUUCAACCACGCUUCGGACUCCGAGACUAAUCACGGCACGUCGAUGGUAUGCCGCAGACACGGUUUUAUUUUAGGAGUCAGCCUGUCUCAGUAUGAUCUGCUUGCAACCACGUCUGUUGUACACCAAUUUACAGUGUUGAACCCGAUCCAUCACUUUCUGAGGCCAUCACUCACAGCACACAAUCUAUUGGUCGCGGCCAUUUCCAGAGUGAAAGGCGACAGAUAAGCCACAACAUGCCUUCAACCUACUCACAACCAGUCUCAAAGAUUCCUCCGACGAAGCCCGAUACAAGGACUCUCCCUCGAAUUCUCUGCCUACACGGCGGCGGCGUCAAUGCCGCUAUCUUCAAAGCGCAAUCCCGAUCCCUCAUACGCCAUCUUCAACACUCCUUUCGCCUCGUAUGGGCUGACGGCCCCUUCUUCUGCGAUCCCCACUCAGACAUUAUUGGCGUAUACAGUGACUACGCACCUUUUCGGCGCUGGCUACGAUGGCUUCCUGAACACCCUGAAAUCGAUGAAGAUACUUGUAUAGAAGAAAUUGGAUAUGCGAUGCGAACAGCAAUGGAAGACGAUGACCGAGAAGGCGGCACAGGCGAGUGGGUAGGCUUGAUGGGUUUCAGUCAGGGGGCGAAGCUAUCCGCAAGCCUACUGCUCGAACAGCAAGCCAGAGAAACCCAAGCCCGCAAAGAAGGAACAAAGAUUGCUACUGGUCUGACAGGAAUUCCAGGCAUAAGGUGGAGAUUCGGAAUAUUACUAGCCGGUCGGGCGCCCUUGAGCAAUCUAAACCCCGAGCUGAUGAAGAGCGACGCACUUGUGAGUGCGGGUAACAUCUCUGAAGGUUUCCAGUUCUGUAAAGAGGUGGACGAGGAAGCCACGCUGCACAAACCAACGCUCCAUGUCCAUGGCAUGGCAGACCCGGGACUACAUCUCCAUCGAAAACUGUUACACGAAUAUUGCGAGGACUGCACGGUAACAUUGGUUGAAUGGGAGGGCGCGCACCGGAUACCACUCAAGAGUAUGGACGUGGACCGAGUGGUUGACGCGAUAUACGACAUGGCUGAGAUGACUGGGGUGAAGGUUUUGAGGACUGUUUGAAUUCACGAGAUGGCCACUUCUGGGGCAUCGCUGUUACUACGCUCAGUCGAUGCCACCAAACGCGAUCUUUGAACAACCAUUUCUUCCGUAUGGCCUAUGUAUACGCAAGGAUUGUGGGCGGUAGAUAUGUGAAGAUCACCAAUAACAAUAUUUUGACAAUGU